Tribolium castaneum (red flour beetle) is the source of this 2823-nucleotide messenger RNA. RefSeq lists its product as uncharacterized. The coding region runs from base 444 to 2663 and encodes 739 amino acids. The transcript is spliced from 8 exons. NCBI's taxonomy places the organism in Eukaryota, Metazoa, Arthropoda, Insecta, Coleoptera, Tenebrionidae. The record is from RefSeq and is a predicted model, not a curated record.
UUCGCUAAAAUUGUCUAUACGUGUGUGCGACAUCUGCGAUGGCAAGCCGAACUACAGUCGAUUUUGAAUUUGGCGCCUAUACUUGGCUUGGUGCAUUUAGGUUUCACCACCCUGGUCUUCACACAAAUGAAACUUUUUUACAAGUAACCAUUUAAGGCCAGUUACUAAUUACAACUCCAACACAUACUAAAAAGAACUUGGGUUUUUGUAAACUGGUGUCAAAUAAUCUUAAGUCUGCUUUAUUUAGAUUUACAUUGGAAAGGCACGUGGGGGAAAGAACCAAGAGUUGGUUAUGUGUCAAUGGUUACAUAACCUCAAAAACUUCAACGUCGUCUGUUUACCAUUUAAAAGAGAUAAAAAUAAAUGCCGUUUUUUACUCGUUUAUUUAUAAAAAAUAUUUAAAUUUUUCAAACUGGUUUUAAAUAAUCAUCUUUUUAAGUAAUAUGGACGUAUUCGAAUUAAGCAAUGAUGACAAAUUCGUCGACUUACACGGCCGAGAAAUACCUGCAGUAAGAAAUAAGCAGGAAGACAUUGCACUGUCUCUGGCAGAAUUAAAACCAGCAGGUGUGGCUAUUUAUCAAAAGAGCCAGUAUGAAAAACUUUCCAAAAUUGAUGUACCAUUUGAUAGCGAUUUUGUUGACUACAUGCUUGAAUCAGCAAAAAAUUACAUGCUGAACAAUAAAGUAUCAUUCUCCCAAGAUCAGAUUAUGAGAAGCAUUGAGAAUUGCAAGAGCAUUUUAAUAGACAACAAAAAUCCUGCUCCUCACAAGCAGCCCUCUUUCUUACAAAACAGAUCUGUAGCUAAAGGAGGCGAUGAUGAAAUUCUGAUUCAAGUCACUAACAAACCCAGCCAGUUCCAGCCUCCAAGCGCUAAACAUAAAAUUCCAAACUUUAAAAACAUCAAUCCUAAAUUACACGUAUCUCCAAAAACAAGCCCUAAAUCAAUAAAAGUAACCAGUCAAGUUGAAAAUGGUACAAGGAAGCCGAAAGUUGAUACUGAUAAAGCGCAAGAUGGGACCACGAAACUAAAAAAUGGUUCUGACCAAACACAAGGUGCCAAGUCUCUUAAAAGGUUUACUUAUAACAUAGUUCAAGAAGAACGUACGGUUUAUGUGACAAAAAUUGAUAAGCGGAACUGCAUUUGGGUGCGAGAUAAGGCCAAUGACGAAAUCUUUGAGUUAAUUCACGAUAAAGUGAACGAAGAAGCGAAGCACCAAAAGGUGCCCUCAAAGCCUUGGAAAACUGAAAAAGUAUACAUGGCUCAGGAUAAAGGUUGCUGGUUUAGGUGUAAAAUCGCCAGGAUGUUUCCGCUGACUGUUUUCUUCCUGGAUUACGGAAACGUGGCAGAAGUGGACGAAAACAGGGAGAUUUCAGAAGACUUGGCAAAAAUUCCCUGCAUGGCAACACGCAUUACAUUUAAGGAAGCGGAGUAUUUGCCAAUUCUGGAAGACGAAAUCCGAAUAAAGAAUUUCUACUACAACAGGGAUGGACCUUACUUUGUCAACAUUUUAAGUUCGGCCAAAAAAGCACCAAUUGAACAAACUAAACACUCCCAGCGGGCAAACGAGAUAAAACAAACACACCCCACAAAGACAAUAAAUGAUGUCUUCUUCAAGAAACCUCCACUUUUGUGCGAAAUCAGUGACGGCCAAACUGUGGUAAUUGUGCAAGUGGUUGAAGAAAUGUUUUAUUUAAAAACUAAAGAAUGUUUUGCUAAGUUAAAAGUUGUUAAAUUAAUGAUCGAAGAGUACUCUAAAAAUGCUAAAAGCGUUGAAAAUGUUAAAGUGAAUCAAGUUAUUUUGCAUUAUAACAGCAAAACCAAUAAACUUAACCGAGCUAUCGUACUGAAAGUUAAUAACAAUAAUGUUGAAAUUGAAACUUUCGAUUAUCCAGGACGAUUUACUACAGAUUUGGAAAAUCUAAAAUCGAUCAGUGAACAACUGAGUAAAGAACCAGUCACUUGUCUCCCAGGGGGGCGCUUGACCGGAUUUGAAAACAAACAACUCGGGGAAGAUUGCAAGGAAAUUAUUGCAAAACAUAUCCAAAAGCGGACAAAAUUCCGGGUGGUGUUGGGUUUCGACGACGAACUUGAUUUAUUUGACGGUAAUCUGCUUCUCUCAGAGCAAUUGCAAACAGUACUAGAAGGUCCCAGAAAAAUUUAUGUUCAAGACGUAACGCCUUACAGACCCGCAAUAGGAGUCAACUCAUUUGUGUGCGGUUAUUACAAUAGCAGCGACGAUUUUGCGAUUGUACCAAUGAAGGAAUUGCAAGAACACAUUGACUGUAUUUUAAGAUGUGAUGUCGAAGAUAAUGUACCAUACGUUGUUGAUGUGAAGGAAGUCUGUUUGUGUUAUUUUGUCGAUCAGUGGUAUAGAUGUGUAGUUACGAGGAUUUUUGAUAAGGAUUGUGAAGUUAGGUUACUGGAUUUUGGUAAUGUUACAGUUAUCAGAAAAGAAAAUUUAAGGAGACCUGACGAUGACAUCAUGAAAGUGCCAAUUUUGGCUUUACCGUGUAAACUCACUGGUCUGCCACAUCAAAAUGUUGAAGCAGCGUUAAAAAAGAUAAUUCUUAAGGGAGAGAUUUACGACGUUGAUGUAAAAUCAAUAACGGGGGGUAAAUGCCACGUGGAACUACCUAAAAUAUACGCAGCUUUGAAAGGCUAGGUCUAACUUAGAGUGAUUUUUUAUCAUUGUAUUCAUUGUGCACUGCUAAACAAUUAUUAGCAGCUGUAGCUCAAAAUGAGUGAUUUGUUUUUAUUGUCGCUUUUAUACGUUAAGUUUUUUUACGCCUUUUAUUUGUAAACGAAUAAAAUUACAAGAAUAA